AUGGACCCUACAACCAUUAAAGCCAAGAUAGUUUGUAGAUCUGGAAAUAUUGAGCUACCAAAAGCUCGCGUAAAUGCCAAAGUGAACCCAGAUGGGACAAAGGAGCUGAGCUCUAAUGCUCCACCUGGAACCCAUUCAAGAGAUAAGGGAAAAACAGGAAAUCCAUUAAUUGAAGCCUUUGAUCUAAAUGUGGAUAUCAAUGGGAUGGUUGAAACUAUGGAAAUAAAGGUAGAAUACCAAUGGAUGCCCAAGAUGUGUAAUGCAUGUGAUGUGUUUGGGCACAAUGAGUCCUUAUGCCCCAAAAUGAUGUCUAAGGCUAGGAUUAAUGUGGAGGAGCAAGCUGUUGUUCAAAAUCUGUGCACAGACCAACCAGUCUUGUGUAUAAAUGUGGAGGAGCAAGCUGCUGUUCAAAAUCUGUGCACAGACCAACCAGUCUUGUGUAUAAACAAGGGCAAAGCAGUGGCAUCUGUAGUGCUUGAUACUGAAAUUGUGGAGACUAAUAAAAAGAGAGUUGCAGACAACUUAUUGGUGCCUGGUACUGAGAUUGAAAGGUAUCCCCAGGUUAACACUCAAGUCACAGAAAUCAUAGUGAAGCAAGUUGCCUCUCCCCAACAGGACACUAGGAGGAUUACAUCUAGGAACAAAUUUGCAGACCUGAGUCCUAGCUGGGAGGCGAAAUCAUCAUGGACUUAG
Messenger RNA from Ilex paraguariensis (yerba mate), 693 nucleotides. Lineage: Eukaryota; Viridiplantae; Streptophyta; Magnoliopsida; Aquifoliales; Aquifoliaceae. The record is from the annotation of a GenBank genome assembly.